Messenger RNA from Oldenlandia corymbosa var. corymbosa, 1494 nucleotides. Lineage: Eukaryota; Viridiplantae; Streptophyta; Magnoliopsida; Gentianales; Rubiaceae. The record is from the annotation of a GenBank genome assembly.
AUGAUCCCCCCUCUGCUGAAGUUAUUAAUAUCUAUAGCUAAGGAAGAACAACUUAGGCGAUAUCCAGGAGGGUUAUCAGUAGGUGGCCGGAAUCAUGAGGAAGAUUCCGAUGAUGAGCCGGAGCCACCGCCCGCGUUUGAGAUAAAUCUCCCCCUUGUCGUCCCUGAAGAAUGUCGGCGUCCAAAGACCUCUAGAGAAGUAGUAGGGAGAAAGAUAUUGACAAAAGAAGGUGAGUAUAAAUAUGAGAUGUUCCAUGAUUCCGAUCACGAGAAAGGCCGUAAUUCUCAGUCUCGUGAGGAAAUUGAAAGGAGAGAAGGAUUGUUGAAGAGGCCCAUGAUAUACAAGAGUGAUGAUAGUAGUGAUGAUGAUGAAGAUACUGAUACUGAUGAGGAAAGAACACCUAUUCAAUGUGUUAAUACUCUGAAUUUUGGCCGGUCCCGGAAUAAAGGAAUUGUGAUUAGAGAAGGCGGUGUUUGUGAUAAUUCGAAGCGAAAACAUCCCGGGAAAUCAGUGAAAAUGCCUGUGGAAUACGAUUUCUGGGCUAAUGAUGAUAGGAAGAAGAAAUUGGAGAAUAAUGACGAUCAAGAAACAGGGGACCCUGAAGAAACAGAGCAGAGGAAGAAGAAGAAUAAGAAGAGGAAGGUCAUCAAGAAGGAUUACGAGGAGAGUGGGUUACUGAUGAAGAAGAAGAAGGAGAAAAGAUCACACAUAGAUCGUCGGAAUCUUGGGGUCCCGCGAGAAUUACCAGAAGAAGUGAUGGAGAAAAUUCGCGAAAAAGCGCGAGCUGGAGGAGCAGGGGAUGAUGAUGAUUUGAAGCUUAUUUUGGUAACAGAGAAGAAUCUAACAAAGAGUGACAUCGACAAGAACCAGAAUCGCUUUUCUGUUCCGAAAUCAAAGCUAAGAAACAAGUUCCUUACUGAGCCAGAAGAUCUAUAUCUCAAAGAACAUCUGAAAGGGAAUAGUGGAGAAGAAGAAGAAGAAGAAGAUGCCAAUUCGGCUGAAAACAACAAAUCAAAUCAUACCAAUUUUUUCACUGUGCCAAUAAUUGAGCCAUCCGAUACAGUAGCAGAUAUAUCACUGAGACGUUGGAACGUGGGAACAAGCAGCAAACCAUACAUACUGAAUGGAAAUUGGAACCAGAUAGUCAAGACAAAUUCGCUCCGAAUCGGGUUAAGAGUCCAGUUAUGGUCGUUUCGGAUCCUGGGGAAGCUGAAUUUGGCCUUUGCUAUUUUUCGUGAUGAUGAAGAAGGACAAGGAGGAUCAGCUAAUUGCCAAAGGAAUGUAGAAAAUGUGGUAUCAACAUCACAAGCUGCUGCUGCAACUUCAAUUAGCCCUGAUCGUGGUGAUGAUCAUCAUCGGAGUGAUCAAGAUAAUAACAACAGUGAAGACAGAGAUGAUGAUGAUCAUAGAGAUGAAAACAGGAUUCAGGGUUCGAAUUCAGGAGUUUCAGAUGAAACUUCCACUGAUAAUCAUCAACCUGAGGAGGGCAAAUAA